ACAAUGCACCAUGUUUUCUGUAUAAUAAUAUACUUAAUAGUGAAAAAUAAUAAAAUAAGGAAAGAAGGAUGAGCCGAUUCAUUUUUUAAUAGAUAAAGGUGAAUGAACAAGUGAAUGUCUUGUUGUAUAUCUACAUUGCUGUGGUAGGUUAUAGUUUUUAUUAUCAAAAUUGAAAGCAGGUGAAUUCUCUUUACUUCAAUUAUGUCCAUUCAAAACAUAAACAACACAAUCAUGCAGCCUCAAAACAUUGUGAUUAAUCAGGUGCCUCUAUCACAUGCGAUUAUGGCAAAUGUUAAUGCAAAUAAUGGAAUCCCAAUAGCCACAGCUAUUGCUCAUGCCCCUGCAACUGUUGACCAAACAGUAGAGAUUAAAACUGGAAUUGUUGUUGAAAGUAUACCUAUAGCCGGAGCUAAUAUUGUAGGAGUUCAGACUGUUCCUGUUCAAGGAGUUAGCCCUAUAAAAACUGUCCAAUCGAACACCAACUCGCAAGAAAUGGUGCAAAUUUUAAAUAAAACUCGCCUUAAUGACUUAGUCCGUGAUACAGAUCCAAAUUUGAAUCUAGAAGAUGAAGUGGAAGAAUUACUUUUGAGUUAUGUGGAUGGAUUUGUAGAUGGCGUGUUAAAUGGUGCAUCGUUGAUUGCCAAACACAGACAUGUAAAUGCAAUUGAAGUAAAAGAUAUACAGCAGUUUUUGAAUCGUAAUUAUAAUAUGUGGGUUCCUGGGUUUGGAACAGAUGAGUUAAGACCAUAUAAAAGAUCUCCAACAGCUGAUUCUCAUAAACAAAGAUUAGCUCUUAUUAGGAAAGCAUUGAAAAAAUAUUAGUGUUUUUAUAAAAAGCAAAUUAAAAAUGAAAUGCAAACAUAUUCAUCAUAAACUUUUUACAAUAUUGUAUAUGCAGACUUGAAUUAAAGCAUCUAAUUAAAAAGCACCAGACACUUUCCAGUA
This is a messenger RNA of Agrilus planipennis (emerald ash borer), 945 nucleotides long. It is a transcript of the gene Taf12, whose product is annotated as transcription initiation factor TFIID subunit 12. The record is from RefSeq and is a predicted model, not a curated record. Lineage: Eukaryota; Metazoa; Arthropoda; Insecta; Coleoptera; Buprestidae. The transcript is spliced from 3 exons. Gene Ontology annotation, cellular component: transcription factor TFIID complex; SAGA complex; SLIK (SAGA-like) complex. Bases 202 to 822 code for a protein of 206 amino acids. Gene Ontology annotation, biological process: DNA-templated transcription initiation; RNA polymerase II preinitiation complex assembly. Gene Ontology annotation, molecular function: DNA binding; TBP-class protein binding; protein heterodimerization activity.